UCGUGGGAGGUGGUGGAUCGGUUGGUCGGUUGUGUUUUUUCCUUGCUAUACCGAGUUCCGUGGCCUAGAUUGUCGCUAAGGCAAAAAGUUGCCGAGUUUGCUGAACAACCUCCAUAUCACAGUGCAUACGCGCAAAUUGCACUCCAUCCACCGCCAAUCAAUCGGAAUAAAUCGAUGACGAUCAAAGGGUAGACGUAGCGCGCGACUGGUGCCCUGGAAUCGCUCUAAUGUCAAGGAAAAUUGAUAAGAGGAAAAUGUUUUUUUGUGUUGUCUCUUAGGGAAAAUAGUGAAUACGCUUAGUUCGGCAUGUGUUAUUGGAAAAUCAAGUGAUUGAGUUACAAUGGAAACACGAAGUGAUCACGUCGCACUCACGCUCCAGCUCGGCAGCUCGGAUAGUCUGCAGCCGGGACUGUCAACAACAAGGAAAAGUUGUCGCCGGUACUGGAACCAACUGCCUCGCUGCCUCCGCAAUCUAAUCAUAAUCGGAUUAUUGACUGCCUGCGUCGCUUUGCUUCUCUUCCUGCCCGGCGAGCAGCUCGUCCCCGACGAUUCAGCCAAUUCAUUGGGACAUAUAAAUAUCGCGCCAUUCAAAGAUGAGCAUAACAACAUAUUACGCAACGAGAAUGUCCAUCAUCCAAAACGUAACAGUGAAGAAGUCAUACCUCCACCAACACCAUUACGAAAACUAGAGGACAACAAUCAGCCACAAAUCGAUCCUGCACAAAACCCAAAUGAUUCAGCUCAAAAUCAAAUCGAGCCACAAAUACCACUCGACAAUAAACCUGAUCCCGAAAUUGAGAAAGGAUCACGUGAAAUCCUAGCAAACAACGGCUUGGAGGGGGAACCAAAUGUCCUGGAAGAGAAUAUCGACAACAAUGCCCCCAAAGACUUCAGCGGGCCGUCGAACGAUCGACAGCGGGCUGUGGUUGAUGCGUUCCGUCAUUCGUGGCGGGGGUACAAGGAGUUCGCUUGGGGUCAUGAUAAUUUGAAGCCAAUUUCAAUGGGUUCGCAUGAUUGGUUUGGGUUGGGAUUGACUAUAGUGGACGCGUUAGAUACAAUGUAUAUCAUGGACUUGCAGGAUGAAUUCGAGGAGUCUAGGAAUUGGGUCGACCAGCAUUUGUCCUUUAAUAUAAACAAAGACGUGAAUUUAUUCGAAGUCACAAUUCGAGUUCUUGGUGGACUCUUAAGUGCAUAUCAUUUGAGUGGAGAUAAAAUGUUUUUGAAUAAAGCAAUCGACUUGGGUAAUCGUUUAAUGCCCUGUUUCGAUACACCGUCCGGGAUCCCUUAUUCGGAUGUGAAUUUAGCCACAAUGAAGGCUCAUUCGCCAAAAUGGUCACCGGACAGUUCAACUAGUGAAGUGACAACAAUUCAACUUGAAUUUCGAGACUUAGCUCGAAGUUCGGGUGAUAAAGCGUUCGAGGAGGUUGUCCAAUCAGUGAAUGAAAAAGUUCAUGCACUACCGAAGACUAAUGGAUUGGUGCCCAUAUUUAUCAACGCUAACUCAGGAGCAUUCAGAAACUUUGCAACAAUAUCUCUCGGUGCUCGGGGGGAUUCUUAUUAUGAAUAUCUCCUCAAACAAUGGUUGCAAACAAACAAAAAACCAAAUGAUUUCUUAAUUGAGGACUAUAAGACCGCAAUGGAUGGCGUUCUGACUCAACUUGUACGUAAAACACCCGCCGAAAAACACACCUACAUCGGAGAACUUAUCAACGGGAAAGAUUUCAAACCGAAGAUGGAUCAUCUAACGUGUUAUCUGCCCGGAACACUCCUGCUAGGUCAUCGCCAUGGAAUGCCUCUAUCGCAUCUCACGCUGGCCAACGAGUUGCUGGAAACCUGCUACCAAACAUACAUGAAGCAGCCAACCGGCUUGGCUCCAGAGAUUACCUACUUCAAACUGAACGACGACUCAGAGACGGAUAUCAUCGUCAAACCAAACGAUGCCCACAAUCUCCUGCGACCGGAAUUCGUCGAGAGUCUGUACUAUUUCUACGCUCUCACCGGGAACAAGACUUAUCAGGACAUGGGCUGGAACAUCUUCCAAUCGUUCGAGAAAUACACGAAAGUGAAGCAUGGCUACACGUCGAUUGGGAACGUGAAGAAUGUCCUGAACACAAGACCGCGUGAUAUGAUGGAGAGCUUCUGGCUGGGCGAGACCUUAAAGUAUUUUUAUUUAUUAUUUAGUGAUGAUCGCAACGAGAUCGACUUAGACAAGUACGUUUUGAACACAGAGGCGCAUCCAUUACCAAUACUUCACAAUUAGGCAUAAAACAAUUGUUUGUAUUUGUAAGUAGGCAUUUUUUCAUUUGUUACGUUCACUUAUUUAUUACGCUAGGGAAAUAUCUUGUGAAUAUUUGAAAUUAUUCCAGAACUAGGAGAAAAUGAUCUUUUGUUAAAUUAUGCACUGAAAACGAAAUAGACAUUAAAUUUAAAAUGAAGUUUAAGUAGAGCACGUUCGGCGGACGGUAGCGGCCAAGUAGGGAAAGAUGUUAAACACUCAACGAUUCGAAGGAUUUUCAACAUUUCCUCUUCAGCUCCGUAAACGGGGACUGCCUGACACUGACGAAAUCAUUUCCAAAAAUUGUAUUUGUUAAGCCUUUUGUGAUGAUAAAAUUUUGUUUAGGUUUUGUACUACGCGUAAUCUAUUGAAUGGUCUCUCUUCUGCUUCAAAAGGGGCAGGGACUGUAUUAAAUGUAAAUUAUUUGGUCCCUAUCAAAUCAUAAUAUUGACUCUCGUGUCCCGCCCUCCAAAACACAUCGAAUUCAUUACAAUAAAACGAGGCACCUGUACAGCGCAUACCCUUUGUCAUCGUUUCACGUUCAACACUCAGAUUUCUAACAGAUUUUACCAAACUUUACACUCAACAAUGCAAUUUCUAUGCAUGACUAUUCAAUCUACAUAAUAAAACCAACUUCUACAAAGCAAUACAUGUGAAUUAAUUGAAAACAAUUAUUCCUUAUUUUUAUUAAGCCUUGGAUAUUUUGUAAAGAAACGUAGUUGGCUAAUGAAUGGCAACUUUUCAAAUGUUAGUAUGUAUUUGAAAUUAUUUAGGUUACAUAAUGUCUAGUCUUUUGAAAUAAAGUUUUUUGAUCGGGA
This is a messenger RNA of Hermetia illucens (black soldier fly), 3093 nucleotides long. It is a transcript of the gene alpha-Man-Ib, whose product is annotated as endoplasmic reticulum mannosyl-oligosaccharide 1,2-alpha-mannosidase. Gene Ontology annotation, cellular component: membrane; endoplasmic reticulum. Gene Ontology annotation, biological process: N-glycan processing; carbohydrate metabolic process. The coding region runs from base 341 to 2260 and encodes 639 amino acids. The transcript has 7 exons. NCBI's taxonomy places the organism in Eukaryota, Metazoa, Arthropoda, Insecta, Diptera, Stratiomyidae. Gene Ontology annotation, molecular function: calcium ion binding; mannosyl-oligosaccharide 1,2-alpha-mannosidase activity. The record is from RefSeq and is a predicted model, not a curated record.